This is a messenger RNA of Bubalus bubalis (water buffalo), 3379 nucleotides long. It is a transcript of the gene IRGC, whose product is annotated as immunity related GTPase cinema. Bases 1897 to 3291 code for a protein of 464 amino acids. The record is from RefSeq and is a predicted model, not a curated record. The transcript has 2 exons. Gene Ontology annotation, molecular function: GTPase activity; GTP binding. Gene Ontology annotation, cellular component: membrane. NCBI's taxonomy places the organism in Eukaryota, Metazoa, Chordata, Mammalia, Artiodactyla, Bovidae.
GAACCUGCAUCUCUUAUGUCUCCUGCAUUGGCAGGCAGGUUCUUUACCCCUAGUGCCACCUUGGAAGCAGGGGCCUCUGGGUAGUGGGGGCUUCUGGCUACAUCCCAGGAAAUGGGAGUAAGGGUGGGACACAUGGCCUAGGCAGAGAAGGGGUUGGGAGGAGAGCCAGGGUGGAGACUGUCAUAAAAGAUUCCCUAGACUGGAAGGGAGGCUUGGAAGGUGCAGAGAUGGGGGCUGGAAUUGAGGAGAGCCAGAGAUAUCCCCCAGAAGGCUGGCGUUCUUGUGUCCUGGUCUCUAGACCUUUGGCUUCUUCCCUGUGCGCAUCUGGGUCCACGCCUUGCUUUCCAUCUCUGUGGUUCUGCAUCUUUUUGCUCUGUCUGUAACUUGUGCCUCCGAGAGUAUCUCUGGUGGUUUUCUGACUCAGUCUCUCAUCCCUGAAUUCUUGCCUGACUCUCCCUCUGUUUCCUCCUUAAGGAGUCUCUUUUCCAUCCCAACUCUUUUUCUUUUUUUAAAAUUUAUUUUAAAUUGGAGGAUAAUUGCUUUACAAUGUUACUUUCUGCUGUACAAGAAUGUGAACCAACUACAAGUGUACAUAUAUCCUCCCCUUCUUGAGCCUCCCUCCCACCACCCCCCUCAACUUUCUUUUCUCAUUCACAUCUCCCCCUGCUUCCAUCUCCCUCUUUGUCAUACUAAAAGAUGCCAUUUUAUUUUUUUUAAGUUAUUUUUAUUUUUUGACCAUGCUAUGCAGCAUGCAGGAUCUUACUUCCCCGACCAGGAAUUGAACCCACGACUUCUGCACUGGGACUGUGGAGUCUUAACCACUGGACAACCAGGGAAGCCCCCUCAAUGCCAUUUUAAAUGGUUGUGAGGAAGCAGGGGAGGGAGACAGGAGAAAGGAGGAAAGUGUUAUGAAGUCAGCACCCGAGCUGGGAUUUGAAGGAUGGGCUGAGGGUACACUGCUGUUAAUGUUGUUCAGCCGCUCAGUCAUGUCCGAUUCUUUGAGACCCCAUGAACUGCAGCGCUCCAGGCUCCCCUGUCCUUCACUAUCUCCUGGAGUUUGCUCAAGUUCAUGUCCCUUGAGUCAGUGAUGCUAUCUAGCCAUCUCAUCCUCUGCCGCCCUCUUCUCCUUUUGCCUUCAAUCUUUCCCAGCAUCAGAGGAUGUUAAAAUGCUAGGGAAGGAGGAAGCCCAAAAGGGAGCUUGGAAACCAGAUACUGAAUUGGGGUGUGGGUGCUGCCCCACUGCCCCAUGGACCACCAGUCCCGGCCAGGAACAGGCCAAAUUGCACGGGGCUCUCCCAGCUCAGCCAGAGCUGGCUGAGCUUAAUCACCACCCACACAGAGCCUACACCACCCUUGGUGAGGUGGGUGAACGGGUAGACAGUGCAAAGGAGGGAGAGUGAAUGACUUGUUUGGGAAACUAGAGUCCUGGGAUGGAGGAGAAAUAGAGGGUGGGAUGGUGAGCAGGGCCAGAUUCUCAGAUGCCAGAGCUCGGAUUGUGUGCUGGGGGUGAUGGAGACCACGGGCGGGUUUUGAACAAGUCUUGGUGUCAGAAAGCUCUCUCUGGGUCCCUGGGCGGGUAGAGGGGGGCUAAGGGCCUGAGACUACCCAGUGAUGGUCCCAUGAACAGCUAGGGGCGGGGUCCCACAGGGGGGCUGGGAUCCCGCCCCCUGACAUCACCCUCACAUUAUUGCACCAGGGCUGGCUGACCAAUAAGCUGUGGUUUGCUACUAUAAUGGGUCCUAGCAACAGGCCCUGAUCCUGUGCUAACAGGAGAGGAGGCCCCACCAGCGGAGAGAGUGAAGGGGAGAGGGAGAGCCCACAGGGCAGACACUGAGGACCACGCGUCCGUCCCUGACUCUCCCCCACCCCCCCGCACCCUCUGACCCGCCAGUCACCAUGGCUACUUCGAAGUUGCCAGCGGUGUCCGGGGAGGAGGAGACCACCAUCCUCAUGGCCAAGGAAGAGCUGGAGGCCCUGCGCACUGCCUUCGAGUCGGGCGACAUCCCGCAGGCCGCUUCCCGCCUCCGGGAGCUGCUGGCCUCCUCGGACUGCACCCGGCUGGACGUGGGGGUCACAGGCGAAUCGGGGGCCGGCAAGUCGUCCCUCAUCAACGCCCUUCGCGGCCUGGGCGCCGAGGACCCCGACGCGGCCCUCACCGGCGUCGUGGAGACCACAAUAGAGCCCUCGCCCUACCCGCACCUGCAGUUUCCAGACGUGACCCUGUGGGACCUGCCAGGGGCCGGCUCUCCCGGCUGCUCGGCCGACAAGUACCUGAAGCAGGUGGACUUCGGCCGCUAUGAUUUCUUCCUACUUGUCUCGCCCCGCCGCUGCGGCGCGGUGGAGACCCGCCUGGCCUCCGAGAUCCUGCGCCAGGGCAAGAAGUUCUAUUUCGUGCGCACCAAGGUGGACGAGGACCUGGCGGCCACGCGCAUGCAGCGGCCGUCGGGCUUCAGCGAGGGGGCGGUCCUGCGCGAGAUCCGCGAGCACUGCGUCGAGCGGCUGCGCGGGGCCGGCGUACACGACCCGCGCGUCUUCCUUGUGUCCAACCUCUCGCCCGCGCGCUACGACUUCCCGCUGCUCAUGUCCACCUGGGAGCGCGAUCUGCCCGCGCACCGGCGCCACGCCGGCCUGCUGUCGCUGCCGGACAUCUCGCUGGAGGCCCUGCAGAAGAAGAAGGACAUGCUCCAGGAGCAGGUGCUCAAGACGGCCCUGGUGUCCGGCGUCAUCCAGGCCCUGCCCGUGCCCGGGCUGGCGGCCGCCUACGACGACGCGCUGCUCAUCCGCUCGCUGCGCGGCUACCACCGCAGCUUCGGCCUGGACGACGACUCGCUGGCCAAGCUGGCCGAGCAGGUGGGCAAACAGGCGGGGGACCUGCGCUCCGUCAUCCGCUCCCCGCUGGCCAACGAGGUCUCCCCUGAGACGGUCCUGCGGCUCUACUCCCAGUCGUCCGAUGGUGCCAUGAGGGUGGCCCGGGCCUUUGAGAAGGGUAUCCCCGUGUUCGGGACGCUGGUGGCGGGGGGCAUCAGCUUCGGCACCGUCUAUACCAUGCUCCAGGGCUGCCUAAACGAAAUGGCCGAGGAUGCCCAGCGCGUCCGCAUCAAGGCUCUGGAGGAGGAGGACACUCAGCCCGAUGUCAGCCUGGAGGCGGCUGGUGACAACGGAGUGGAGAAGCGGGGAUCCGGGGAGGGGAGCAUGGAGGAAGCCCCCCUCUCGACCCGCGGGAAGCUUGGCCUCCUCCUUAAGUACAUUCUGGACAGCUGGAAGAAGCGAGACUUGGCCGAAGACAAAUGAAAGUGCAGCCCUUACCCACUGCCUCACCCACAAACCAAGCCUUUUGAAAACCCACCAAACAAUCAAAAAAGGCCUAAUGUGGUGAAAA